Acaulospora morrowiae is the source of this 216-nucleotide messenger RNA. Lineage: Eukaryota; Fungi; Glomeromycota; Glomeromycetes; Diversisporales; Acaulosporaceae. The record is from the annotation of a GenBank genome assembly.
AUGGAAAAAAAAAUCAAUACAUUAUGGAACUGGUGGAAGGAUAUGGAAGAAAUAAAUACUGAAGAGAAUGAAAUUCUUUUGACAGUAUAUAAGACAAUUAAUGAAGAAGUAGUGGCAAGGCAAAGCAGGUUGGAGAAACAAAUUGAACACAUGGGAAGAAUACUAAUUGAACUAUUGAAAAAUAAGCAGUUAACAAUUAUUAAAAAGAAACAAUAA